Molecule: messenger RNA, 1257 nt
Organism: Alternaria atra
Lineage: Eukaryota; Fungi; Ascomycota; Dothideomycetes; Pleosporales; Pleosporaceae
Exons: 3
Coding region: 1-1257 (418 amino acids)
Source: RefSeq, a predicted model, not a curated record
AUGGACCAGAGUUGGGAGAUGCUAAGCUCUGACUCUCUCCUGGAUGCUGAAGGAGAUGCCGAUUCGAGCCUUGGGGAGACAUCAUGGCCCGAAAUCGACGCCCCGGAGACGCAAGCAGCAGAUGUCUUGUGCAAUAAUGGGGCUAUCGACGGGAGUCAAGCCAGUGGACAUGCCAGUAUAGAACCAUGCCUUCCGGAGCAUCCUGCGGCGCUUACUGCUUCGCAGACGGGAGCAACAGUCGACCAAGCGAUUGAUCAGGCCAUGGCUUCGAUCUUGGAGCCGGAGAUGUCCGAACCGAGUCCUACAGAAGCCGCGAUAACCUCCACUUCGGAUCAGGAGCCCGAACCAAGAACGAUCUCGCCCCCCGAAUCCCCUCGAAUUGAAUCUGGGACAGAGCCGGAAGCAGCAAUGGCCGCCCACGAAAAGGAUACCCAGCUCGUGACGCGUGACCUCCGUCGCAGCGUAGAGAGUCCAGCUAUCGAAGAGCAAUGUAGAGCAAACAACGACCCGAUAGCGGAUGAUCAUGUCGCCUCCGCGAGUUCGAGCAUGUGUCAUGCUGAAGCGGGAACUACCUCGGCGGUACCACACACGGCUUCUCACGCCGGACAUGUAAGCAGUGAAGGUAUAACGCAUGGAAACAAGGGCUUGCCCAUGUCAGACUCCGAAGACGAGGAGCUCUUUGAAUCGAUCAUCAUUGAUGACAAUGGAGGCCAACCCAUCAUCAUUGACAGUUCCGAUGGGGAAAUGAAUGUCAAUUCCCGUCCGAACCCCCGGCGCCGAGCGCAGCGAAAACGGAUAUCACCACAGUCGCCAGAGAUGGUCAAUUGGACAUCUAAAGAGUAUGGGACAACAAGCGCAGCAGGUCUUACCACAGCGUGGGAGAAGGUCUGGGAGCAGUGGGGAUGGAUCCAUACGAAAGCUGAUCGGCAGCUCGCCCAAACCUUGGAUCAGUUUCACGGGAUCAUGUCCGAUGUGCGGAGUUACGAGCUUUGGAACGAGGAGUAUCGGAAGCAUGACGGCCGCAGGGCCUUUCGUGCCUGGGGAAGGUAUGGAAUAGAGAAGAGAGUGAGGAAACUGCUCAGGCCGAAAAGAGACGAAAGACUUAUGCGCAAAUUCGGAAGGGCUUUGAAGCGGUUACAAGAAGCGGAAGAAGAGCAUCAUAGUAUUGCGCUUACUAUGGGUGAUGGGGACAGUGAGGAUUGUGAUUACGUGCCGACUCAGACAUGGCUUCCGCAUAGUCACAAGUCACAAGUCUAG